GCGGGAUUUGUCCGAUCACAUGACCGGGCUGAUUCCGGCGUCUGUGCGGUGUGAUGGUCAUUGUGUACACAAUUCCUGAGCGGUGGUCUGUCAGCUGGAGAGGAGGGAGGUGGCGCUGGAUUUACUUGAUAGCGGAUCUGCUCCAAUGUUAUCUGAUGAGCUGCAGCCUAAACCUGAGUUGCUGGUGGAGUUUGUACAGAACGCUUCUAUUCCGCUGGGAGAAAGUCUGUCUCUUCUGCCCGGGACCUCAGAAUGCGGCUCCCUCCUCCUGCCAGAUCCCCCUGUGGUGCAGAGGAUGCCAUGUAAGGUGCCCAGCCCAGCGUUGUUGAACAGUCUUCAGGUGGACAUUGAUCAAGGUGCAGACACCAGAGAUGAUAAGAGUGGCGUUCUUUUAUCGCCUUCAGGACCAUCAUCAUUGCUACAAGAUCUACCAGCCAAUGAUAAUUCAUCCUUUAUCCUUCUUAAUCUUGCCAGAUCAGGACUCGGGUCACCAUCGGAACAUUUAGUCUUUGUUCAGGAUGAAGCAGAAGACUCUGGAAAUGAUUUCUUGUCCAAUGAUUGCACAGAUAGCAGUACGCCGUGGUUCCUGCGGGUUCAGGAAUUGGCUCACGAUAGUCUGAUUGCUGCCACUCGGGCACAGCUGGCAAAGAAUGCCAAGAAUAGCAAUAAUGUGGAUAUUUCACAGAAUAAUCUUCCAGAAGCUGAACCAAAAGCUACUCCAUCGGAGAAACGUCUGCGCUGCUCAUACAAGGGCUGUGACCGUGUCUUUGUGUGGCCGACACACAUGAAAUACCAUCUGAAAACACACAGGAAUGACCGCUCCUUUACAUGCCCAGCAGAGGGUUGUGGGAAGAGUUUUUAUGUUCUCCAGAGGUUGAAAGUCCACAUGCGCACUCAUAAUGGUGAACGACCGUUCCUGUGUCCGGAGACUGGCUGCGGGAAACAGUUCACAACAGCCGGAAACCUGAAGAACCAUCUCCGUAUUCACACUGGAGAGAAGCCAUUUGUGUGUGAGAUGGAAGGGUGCGGCCGAUCGUUUGCCGAGUAUUCCAGCCUGCGCAAACAUCAGGUCGUCCAUUCAGGUGUGAAGUCCCACCAGUGUCCCAUCUGUGGGAAGAGCUUUUCCCAGAGUGGAAGCCGGAAUGCUCAUGUAAAAAAGCAUCACUCCGGAAAGCUGCAAGAAAACAGAAUGGAGGAACAUCUCCAGCUGAGUGAAGACGCCUUACAGGACUCUUCUCUGCUGUCCGCGUCUUCAGACAGACACUCCUAUGAGGAGGACGUCUCUAUUUUGCUUAGCUAAAGACACUGACGUCAUUUGGUUUUUCUCCGCACAUGGAAACAGUAUUGAAAAGCGCAAGAACUGGCCGAGGAACCGAGUCUUGGACUUUUAUGGCUGGCUCUGGACAAACCGAAGGCCUGCAGGGUAUGGCGAUGCAAGGAACAGUCACCCCUGUAAAGGACAAUCACUUUAUGUUUGACAGAAGCCAGGCCCUCAUGUCUUCCGAAACAUGACAUUAAAUGUGACCCCCCCCCCCCCCCCCCCACACACACAACAAUGCUACUAACUUUCCCGGCAAUGUCAGUAAAGUGGCGUGAUUAAAUCAUGCCACUGCCCUCCCAGGAAUGGAUGACAUCAUAACUCUGGAAACUAUAUUGUAUAUGGGUACAACUCAUAAAUGACUUUUAUUCUACAACAA
Rana temporaria (common frog) is the source of this 1697-nucleotide messenger RNA. It is a transcript of the gene ZNF410, whose product is annotated as zinc finger protein 410. The record is from RefSeq and is a predicted model, not a curated record. Gene Ontology annotation, molecular function: RNA polymerase II cis-regulatory region sequence-specific DNA binding; DNA-binding transcription factor activity, RNA polymerase II-specific. Gene Ontology annotation, cellular component: PcG protein complex; transcription regulator complex; nucleus. The transcript is spliced from 10 exons. The coding region runs from base 146 to 1300 and encodes 384 amino acids. NCBI's taxonomy places the organism in Eukaryota, Metazoa, Chordata, Amphibia, Anura, Ranidae. Gene Ontology annotation, biological process: regulation of transcription by RNA polymerase II.